AUGCAACCCGUACGGAGAAUAGCCGACCGACUCGAGAAGCCUGAAACAGAUGAUCGAGAGUAUCGAGUGGUAGAGCUGUCAAAUAAGCUGGAAGCCCUGCUGGUCCACGACAACAAGACCGAUAAGGCCAGUGCAGCUCUCAAUGUCAAUGUCGGCAACUUCAGCGAUGAGGAGGAUAUGCCUGGAAUGGCUCACGCCGUAGAGCAUUUGCUUUUCAUGGGCACUAAGAAGUAUCCAGUCGAAAACGAGUACAGCUCAUAUCUCUCCUCCAAUUCAGGCUACUCGAAUGCCUACACCGCCGCCACACAGACCAACUACUUCUUCGAGUGCGCCGCAGUGAACGAGGGCCAACAGACAACAAAUGGCACCCACACGAAUGGCGUCACGAACGGUGCAGCGAAAGGUCCUCUUUACGGCGCGCUCGAUCGAUUUGCGCAGUUCUUCGUCGAGCCGCUUUUCCUCGAGAACACCCUAGACCGAGAGAUGCGGGCGGUGGACUCCGAAAAUAAGAAGAACCUACAGAAUGAUAUGUGGAGGCUGUCUCAACUGGCCAAGUCAUUGUCCAAUCCCAAACACCCGUAUCACCACUUCUCUACUGGUAACUUGAAGACCUUGAAGGAGGACCCUGAGAAGCGAGGAGUCAAGAUCCGAGAUGAGUUCAUAAGGUUCUACGAGAAGCAUUACAGCGCCAACCGCAUGAAGCUGGUUGUGUUGGGCCGGGAGUCGCUGGACGAGUUGGAGGAGUGGGUCGUCGAACUGUUUUCGGGCGUCAAGAACAAAGAUCUGCCAGAGAACCGAUGGGACGAUCAGCGGCCACUUUCAAAGGAAGAGCUAUCAACCGAGAUCUUCGCGAAGCCGGUCAUGGAGUCGCGGUCUCUCGAGAUCAGCUUUCCGUGGCAAGACGAGGAGGACAUGUAUGAGACACAGCCUGCUCGGUACAUUAGCCAUCUGAUCGGUCACGAGGGCCCGGGCAGCAUCCUGGCAUACCUCAAGGACAAAGGACUUGCCAACAGCCUGUCUGCUGGCUAUCACACUGUCUGCCCAGGAUCAGCAUUCUUCGAGAUCGAGAUCAGCUUAACGCCCGAAGGUCUAGAGAAGUAUCGAGACGUGGUCAAGAUCGUGUUCCAGUACGUCAGCAUGAUGAAGCAAGAUCCGCCGGUCGACUGGAUGCAUGAAGAGAUGAAGAACAUGGCGGAGGUCGACUUCCGAUUCCGACAAAAGUCGCCCGCCAGUCGUUUCACAAGUGGCACAAGCAGUAUUAUGCAGAAACCCUUGCCGAGAGAGUGGCUAUUGAGCGGCAUCAGCAAGUUCCGAAAGUUCGAUCCGAAGGCUAUCGUCAAUGCCAUGCAAUUCCUGAAGGACGACAACUUCCGGCUUAUGAUUGUUGCUCAGGACUUCCCUGGAGACUGGAAUGAGAAAGAACGGUGGUAUGGCACGGACUAUAAGGUGCAGAAAUUCCCGGUCGAGGUCCACGACGAAUUCCGAAAGGCAUUGGCAGCUUCAUCCAGUGAGCGGCCUGCAGACUUGCAUCUACCACACAAAAACGAGUUCAUCCCAACGCGGCUAGAUGUCGAGAAGGUGGACGUGAACGAGCCAGUCAAGACGCCCAAGCUGCUACGAAACGACGACAAGAUGCGCUUGUGGUGGAAGAAAGAUGACUCGUUUUGGGUGCCGAAAGCGAACGUCAACAUUCUCCUCCGCAACGGCCUGACAUACGCUACACCGGCCAACUACGUCAAGACUUCUCUUUUCACAAGCCUCGUGAAGGACGCCCUGACGUCUUAUUCCUACGACGCAGAAAUAUCGGGUCUAGUGUACAAUGUAGUUGCAGAUCCAUAUGGCAUGAAUGUGCUGGUCCAUGGCUACAAUGACAAGCUCAGCGUCCUCCUGGAGAAAAUCUUGACGACGAUCCGUGAUCUUGAAUUGCGACAAGAUCGAUUCGACAUCAUCAAGGAACGCAAGACCCGGCAGUUCAAGAAUUGGGACUUUCAACAGCCUUACCACAUCGUCGGGGAGUACACCCGGUGGUUAUUGAAUGAGAAAGCGUGGAUGACACAUCAGUAUGCCGAGGAACUGCCACAUAUCACCCUGGAGGACCUUAAGUCAUUCGCCCCUCAACUCAUCAAUCAAGCACAUAUCGAGAUCCUUGCCCACGGCAAUCUUUACAAGGACGAAGCCAAGAAGCUCGGCUCCCUCGUCGAUUCAACGCUACGCCCUCGCAUUCUCCCUUCCUCACAGUGGGCGCUGCGCCGCAACAUGAUCUUACCAGAAGGCUCGAACGCCGUCUACAGAACAAAGCUAGCCGAUCCAGAGAACGUCAACCAUGGCAUUGAGUACUACAUCCAAGUCGGCGGCGUCAUGGACCAGGAACUACGCGCUAAGCUACAGCUCUUCAGCCAGAUCACCGAAGAGCCCGGCUUCGACCAACUACGUACCAAGGAACAGCUUGGGUACGUCGUCUGGUCCGGCACACGUGCAGCCGCGACGAUGAUGGGCUACCGCAUUCUCAUACAGUCCGAACGCAACCCAGAGUAUUUAGAGACACGGUGCGACGCCUUUCUGCUCAAGAUGCGCGGCUACAUCGAGGAAAUGAGCCAGGAGGACUUUGAGGGCCACAAGCGCAGCUUGAUCACCAAACGACUGGAGAAACUCAAGAACCUGGACUCAGAGACGGGCCGACUGUGGACGUAUAUCAACUCAGAGCACUUCUCCUUCUUCCAGGUCGACCAGGACGUCGAAGCUAUCCGCAAACUCACCAAGAAAGACGUCAUCAAGUUCUAUACUCAAUACCUCGCCCCAGAGUCCCCCCGACGGGCUAAAUUGGCCAUUCACCUUGAGGCCAAGAAAGACGCGAGUGAGGAGCCGGCGCCGGAUACGGCGGACCAGAGAAACCAAUUGGUCGAGGUGGCUGGUCAGUUGUUGCAGAGCGCGAAUGUCACACCCGACGAAGUCCGCCUGAGCGCGGCUUUCGAGAAGCUUGACAUCACAGACAAAGCCGCCGUAACCGCGUCCAUCAUCUCAGCAGCUAGGGAGGCCUCUGCCGGGGAACUGCAAAUUGAGCAAUUGUCAACACAGCUUGAGGAAGCAAUUCCUCAGGUCUUCAUGGCUCUCAAAAUCACGCCAGCGGCCGCCCAGGAGGGCGAAGAACAGGUCAAUGGCCAGAAUACGCCUCAAGUCGAUGUUGCAGCUCCCGUGGUCAUCAAUGAUGUCGUGAGAUGGAAGGCCGGUCUGGAGAUCAGCCGUGGCCCUGUGCCGGUCGUCGAUCUGAAGGACUUUGAGGAAGUGGAAGCAAAAUUGUAG
Molecule: messenger RNA, 3300 nt
Organism: Cyphellophora attinorum
Lineage: Eukaryota; Fungi; Ascomycota; Eurotiomycetes; Chaetothyriales; Cyphellophoraceae
Product: putative zinc protease
Exons: 2
Coding region: 1-3300 (1099 amino acids)
Biological process (GO): peptide catabolic process
Cellular component (GO): mitochondrion; cytosol
Molecular function (GO): metal ion binding; metalloendopeptidase activity
Source: RefSeq, a predicted model, not a curated record